UCGCAGCGCGGCGGCGGGGCAUGCCCAGGGCACCGGGCACGGCCUUCAAUGGGCGAGGACACGGACGCGCGGAAACUUAACCACAGCUUCCUGCGGGACCACAGCUAUGUGACCGAAGCUGACAUCAUUUCCACUGUCGAGUUCAACCACACCGGGGAGCUGCUGGCCACAGGGGACAAGGGUGGCCGGGUCGUCAUCUUCCAGAGGGAGCCAGAGAGCAAAAAUGCGCCCCACAGCCAGGGUGAAUAUGAUGUCUACAGCACCUUCCAGAGCCAUGAACCCGAGUUCGAUUAUCUCAAGAGUCUGGAGAUAGAGGAGAAAAUCAACAAGAUCAAAUGGCUGCCACAGCAGAAUGCUGCCCAUUCCCUACUGUCCACCAACGAUAAAACUAUCAAAUUAUGGAAGAUUACUGAGCGAGAUAAAAGACCUGAAGGCUAUAACCUAAAAGACGAGGAAGGCAAGCUGAAGGACCUGUCCACGGUGACCUCUCUGCAGGUGCCAGUGCUGAAGCCCAUGGACCUGAUGGUGGAGGUGAGCCCACGGAGGGUCUUUGCCAAUGGACACACCUACCACAUCAACUCCAUCUCUGUCAACAGCGACUGCGAGACCUACAUGUCGGCUGACGACUUGCGCAUCAACCUGUGGCACUUGGCUGUCACUGACCGCAGCUUCAACAUUGUGGACAUCAAGCCGGCCAACAUGGAGGACCUGACGGAGGUCAUCACGGCCUCGGAGUUCCACCCGCAUCACUGCAACCUGUUCGUCUACAGCAGCAGCAAGGGCUCCCUGCGCCUCUGUGACAUGCGGGCUGCCGCCCUGUGUGACCAGCACGCCAAGCUCUUUGAGGAGCCUGAGGACCCCAGUAACCGCUCCUUCUUCUCAGAGAUCAUCUCCUCAGUGUCAGAUGUUAAGUUCAGCCACAGUGGCCGGUACAUGCUCACUCGGGACUACCUCACCGUCAAGGUCUGGGACCUGAACAUGGAGGCGAGGCCCAUUGAGACCUACCAGGUGCACGACUACCUUCGCAGCAAGCUCUGCUCCCUGUACGAGAAUGACUGCAUCUUCGACAAGUUCGAGUGCGCCUGGAACGGAAGUGACAGCGUCAUCAUGACUGGGGCCUACAACAACUUCUUCCGCAUGUUCGACCGUAACACAAAGCGGGACGUGACCCUGGAGGCCUCGCGGGAGAGCAGUAAGCCCCGCGCUGUCCUCAAGCCGCGGCGCGUGUGCGCAGGGGGCAAGAGGCGGCGUGAUGACAUCAGCGUGGACAGCCUGGACUUCACCAAGAAGAUCCUGCACACGGCGUGGCACCCAGCUGAGAACAUCAUCGCCAUCGCGGCCACCAACAACCUGUAUAUCUUCCAGGACAAGGUCAACGCCGAGAUGCAGUAGGUGGCAGA
Molecule: messenger RNA, 1400 nt
Organism: Elephantulus edwardii (Cape elephant shrew)
Lineage: Eukaryota; Metazoa; Chordata; Mammalia; Macroscelidea; Macroscelididae
Gene: PPP2R2C
Product: protein phosphatase 2, regulatory subunit B, gamma
Exons: 9
Coding region: 49-1392 (447 amino acids)
Biological process (GO): peptidyl-serine dephosphorylation
Cellular component (GO): cytosol; protein phosphatase type 2A complex
Molecular function (GO): protein phosphatase regulator activity; protein binding
Source: RefSeq, a predicted model, not a curated record